Molecule: messenger RNA, 1068 nt
Organism: Olea europaea var. sylvestris
Lineage: Eukaryota; Viridiplantae; Streptophyta; Magnoliopsida; Lamiales; Oleaceae
Exons: 2
Coding region: 1-1068 (355 amino acids)
Molecular function (GO): zinc ion binding; nucleic acid binding
Source: RefSeq, a predicted model, not a curated record
AUGCUAGUGUUUGAUGUAGGGAUGCACAACCCAAGAGCAUGGACAUUUAUUUCAGACAAACAAAAGGGGCUAGUUGAAUCUAUACACACGGUAUGCGAGGGAGCAGAACACAGAUGUUGUGCAAGACAUUUGUACAGUAAUUUCACUCUUAGCCAUAAGGGUUUGACUCUAAAAGUUGCAGCCAGGGCGACCACAGUGCCUGAAUGGAGAACUGUGAUGAAUGAUAUAAAAGAUGCCAGUGAAGAAUCUGCCCAAUGGAGUAGAUCACACUUCCAGGACCACUCAAAAUGUGAUAUAUUGCUGAAUAACUUGUGUGAGGCAUUCAACUCAUCUAUUUUGGUUGCUAGAGAGAAGCCUAUAUUAUCAAUGCUUGAGAAGAUUAGACAUCAGCAUAUGCUCAAAAUGAAUGCUAAAAGAGAGGCGGCUGAAAAAUGGGAUCAUCGUUUUGGUCCAAGAAUUAUGAAUAUCAUUGAACAAGCUAAAUCAAAUGCAAGAUUUCUUAAAGCGGACUAUGCAGGACCUGAGAAAUUUGAGGUCAGUAGUAGGGAUGGAAUGAGAUUGGGUGUGGACUCGAUGAAGAAUGAGUGUGCUUGUAGAAGAUGGCAGUUAACAAGCAUUCCAUGUCAACAUGCAAUUGCAGGAAUGCUAUCUAGAAACAUUGGCAUACUAGAUUAUGUUGAUGUAUGUUAUCAAAAAAUGGGUUAUUUGAGGUCAUACACUCCAGUUAUUCAGCCGAUGUCAGGACCAGAACUAUGGCGAGAAUUGGGGAAGCAUCCUUUGAAUCCACCUGCGAAUAGAAAGCAAGCUCGGAGGCCAAAAAAGUUGAGAAAAAGAUCACAAAUUGAACUCCUUGCUGGAGUGAAGAUGGGUAGGAGUGGUAUGAAGACGACUUGUAGGAGAUGUGGGGAUGCUGGCCAUAACAAGAGGACGUGCAGAGAUAAUCUUCCUACAGAUCAGCCUUCGCAAGCACAGUCACAGCCUUCACAGCCGCAGUCACAGCCACAACUUUCGCAUCAAAAGAAAAGGGAGUCUACAUCCAAGAAGUCCAAGGAAAAAGGCACAAAUUGA